Messenger RNA from Heterotrigona itama, 2774 nucleotides. Lineage: Eukaryota; Metazoa; Arthropoda; Insecta; Hymenoptera; Apidae. The record is from the annotation of a GenBank genome assembly.
CAGGAUGACGAGCCACCGGAAAUCACGUAUUGCGUUGUGGAGCACACGGGUACGCUCACGCUUCAAGCAAUGACGCCCACCCUGCCGAUGCCUGCCGAGGAGGAAUUGAACAAGAUGUUCCUCGAAUUGGUCGACGAGCUGGACCUGACCCAGGCCAACCGGCAGGCGGUUCUGGCACUUCCGGCGAACAAAAAGUGGCAGAUAUAUUGCUCCAGGAAAGGUAACGGCACGCUCGAGAAUGGCGGACUACGAACUACAGACCUGAGCGGGGAUCCCGAGGAUUACAUCAAUAGGCUGAGAACGAUAGCCAAUAGCCCUUUCCCGGAGGAGGGUGAGGAAGUUUCGAAUCAGAUGCGACAAACCGAAGCCUUGAAGACUGCUCUGAGGACACAGCCGCACAGCUUCGUCCUCAGGUUUAUAGAACUCGACGGACUGAACGCUCUGUUGCAAGUACUUGGAACUAUGGACGCGGAGGCAGCGAACAGCAACCUGCAUACAAGCGUGAUAGGAUGUUUAAAGGCGUUGAUGAACAAUUCGAACGGAAGAGCACACGUAUUGGCUCACCCAACUGCCAUCAAUACGAUAUCUCAGUCGCUGGCGACUGAAAAUAUCAAGACAAAGAUAUCCGUUCUGGAAAUCCUGGGUGCCGUUUGCUUGGUUCCAGGUGGUCAUCGGAAAGUCUUGGAAGCGAUGCUACAUUUCCAGCAGUAUCAUUCCGAACGGACGCGUUUCCAGAGUAUUAUAAACGACUUGGACAAAAACUUCGGCAUCUACAAGGACAAUCUGUCCCUGAAAACGGCGAUAAUGUCAUUUAUCAACGCGGUGCUGAAUUACGGGCCUGGCCAGGUGACUUUGGAGUUCAGGUUGCACCUGAGAUACGAAUUACUGAUGCUUGGUAUUCAGCCGAUCAUCGAGAAGCUCAGGAAGUACGAGAACGAGACGUUGGAUAGGCAUUUGGACUUUUUCGAAAUGGUGAGGAACGAAGACGAGAAGGAAUUGGCGAGGAAGUUCGAGAAGGAACACGUGGACACGAAGAGCGCUACGGCGAUGUUCGAUCUGUUGAGGAGAAAGCUCAGUCACACUGCUGCCUACCCUCACCUGUUGAGUCUUUUGGAACAUUGUCUUUUACUACCUCUCGAUUAUGGUUCCCAUCCCCAACAUUGGCUGCUAUUCGAUCGGAUCGUGCAACAAAUCGUUCUCCAGUCGGAAGGAAAUGACACCGGUGUCACGAGGAAUCCCGAUGUCGCGCCGAUUGAGAUCAACGUGAAGGAAAUUGUUCACUUGCUGGCAAAGGAGGAAGAACUCGUCGCAGCCAGGAAGAAGGCCGAGGAGCUGGAGCGAGAGAACUCCGACAUGUCGAGCAGACUAGCCAAGAAGGAACAAGACUUGGCAAGGGUGAAAGAACGCCUCGAGAAAGAGACGUCGAUGCACAUAGAAACGAAGCAGAGGAUUUCGGAAUUGCAAGACAACCUCGAGACGCUAUCGCGACAGAUAAACAACGAAAAGUCGGAGAGAAAGAGGCUGGAACAAUUGGUGGCUUCUGGCAGUUUACCGGACGAUGCGAAAGCGACGAUUAAAAUUGUCGAGGACGAGGUACUUGAGAAAGUUGAAUCGAAACCAAUGCCACCGCCGCCGCCGCCUCCGCCAUUGGCACCACCGCCACCUCCUUGUCUGAUGCCCGCGGCUCCUCCUCCAAUGAAGGUGGAGAUAAUCAAGAAUGUUCCUCAGCCAAGCAAUCCCCUGAAGUCCUUCAACUGGUCGAAGAUUCCGGAACAGAAAUUGCAAGGCACCAUAUGGUCAGAGCUCGACGAUACGAAAUUAUACAACGUUAUGGAUCUGGAGUCGAUCGAUAAGAUUUUCUGCGCUUAUCAAAAGAACGGUGUGUCGGCGGAGGGUUCGAUCGAGGACCUGCGGACUUUGGGCAAGAACAAGAAGACCAUGUCGGUGAUUGAUUCCAGGAGAGCUCAGAACUGCACGAUCUUGUUAUCCAAAUUGAAACUGUCCGACAACGAGAUCACUAGAACCAUCCUUUCUAUGGACCAACAGAAUAUUCUACACAUAGACAUGGUUGAACAACUGCUGAAGUACAUCCCAUCGUCGGAAGAGGCUGCUCUCUUAGACAUACAUCAGAAAGAGCUUCAAAGCAGAGCUGAUUGUUUCUUAUACCAAAUAUCCAAAGUGCCGCACUACGAGCAGAGACUACGAUCUCUUCACUACAAAAAGAAAUUCGCUGCCAGCAUUGCGGAACUGACGCCGAGGAUGCGCGCAGUGCUCGAAGCUAGUCGACAAGUGGCCAGGUCUCGGCGACUCAGAAAACUUCUGGAAUUGGUCUUAGCUCUGGGGAAUUAUGUAAAUCGCGGGAAUGCACGUGGGAAUGCCUGCGGCUUCCGCUUGGCUUCCUUGAAUCGUCUAGUCGAUACCAAAUCGUCUUGCUCGAAAGGCACGACAUUGCUGCACUAUUUGGUUCAAAUUCUUGAGUCUAGGUUUAGGGAGGUAUUAGAUAUCGAGGAGGACAUGCCUCAUGUUCGGACCGCAGCCAGAGUCAGUAUGGCCGAUCUACAGAGAGAGGUGGCCAAUUUGAAAAACGGUCUUCAGGACGUUCAGAGGGAGAUAGGUAAGCUUUACUUCCGUUAACACUAUGAUUGAUUCAUAGUAAAAUGUUUCCAAUGUUUCUUCAGAAAUAUGCAUAUAUUUGAAAAUAUUCUGAGUGAUCUAUUUUUUUUUUUUUUUUUUACGUGGAAGAAAUCCUCGAUAAGACACCUGAGUCUUUUUAA